AAUGAAGGUCAGCCGGACAUCUGUAAGCGAAAACCUUGCAAUAUGGUAAAACCAGUUUGUGGAUUAAAGAAAUGGUUCUUGAAAAGAAGAAGCCAGGGUUUGUCCUCUUCAAAUGUAGCUGCUAGAUCACAUGAUGAAGCAAGUGAAAUCAAUCCAAAGAAGUCUACCACAGCCUUGAAGGUAACUCUCCUUGGCAGUGAGUGGAGUUCGUCAAUGGGAGGCUUGUCCACCAUCAACAGACAGCUUGCCAUUCUGUUGGCCAAACACUCUGGAGUGGAUGUUACUCUCCUUGUCCCACAGUCUGCCUGUUCUGAAGAAGAGAAGAGGAUGGCAUCAAGUCACAAUGUUUCCAUCCUGGAAGCCAAGAAACUUGCAGGCUUCAGUGAUCCUCUUGAAUGGUUGAGUUUCCCACCAAGAGACCUUGUCAUUGACUUUGUGCUGGGUCAUGGUGCAAAGCUUGGUAAGCAAGCCCAAGUUAUCAGAAAGUAUCACAGUUGCAAGUGGAUUCAGGUAGUGCACACUGCACCCGAAGAACUAGGAAUGUACAAAGACUAUCCCAUGGCCAUUUGCAAAGGUGAAGAUAAGAGUACAACUGAGGUAGAGUUGUGUAAGUUGGCAGAUGCUGUGGUAGCAGUUGGACCAAAGUUGACGAAGGCCUACUCUUCUUACCUGCGCUCAUGCGAGAAGCACCAAGAUAUAAUUCAACUGACACCAAGCACGUUCAUUGAAUUUUCCGAAGUUAAACAAGCUGCUGUUGACAUGGACCACUUUAAGGUUCUAACGUUUGGCCGUGGUGACCCAGAGGACUUCAAAUUGAAGGGCUAUGAUAUCUCUGCCAGAGCAAUAGUUGAACUGAAAGACAGGUCCUACCAUCUGACUUUCGUGGGUGCACCUGCUGGUAAACAGGAUGAGGUUGCAAAGAAUUUACUCAAGAGUGGAAUUGAUAAAAAGCAGCUGACCGUGAAGAAAUUUGUGCUAGACAAAGAGAGAUUGAAAGAAUUGUUUUGUGAAGUAGAUCUCUGCAUCAUGCCCUCUAGAACAGAGGGGUUUGGCUUGACGGCUUUAGAAGCAUUGUCUGCUGGUCUUCCCGUUCUUGUCAGUGGCAACUCAGGAUUUGGUGAAGCACUGUGCACUCUGCCAUCAGGCAAAUCAUUCGUGGUGGAGUCUGAGGACCCUGAGGAGUGGGCAAAGGCAAUUGCUGGUGUCCGACAGAAGGAAAGAUCAGACCGACUUCAAGCUAUUAAACAGCUGAGGAGGUCAUAUCAAGAGAAGUUUAGCUGGGAGAAGCAGUGUGACAGUCUUGUGGAGAAGAUGUGGGACAUAGUUCAUGCUUCUAAAAGACAAGACACAAGUUUCAGAGCUCAGCAGGUCAAAUUUGUUGACACGUCAACUGAACAACUAACAGUGGAUUCAUUACUGACUCCAAGUGAGUAAAAGAAUUUAAUAACACAUGAUAAUUGACAUCCCCAAAGAAGUACAGACAGGUUACAAGGAGAUCCAGCAA
Pocillopora damicornis (cauliflower coral) is the source of this 1504-nucleotide messenger RNA. RefSeq lists its product as uncharacterized. Gene Ontology annotation, cellular component: cytoplasm. Gene Ontology annotation, molecular function: protein binding. NCBI's taxonomy places the organism in Eukaryota, Metazoa, Cnidaria, Anthozoa, Scleractinia, Pocilloporidae. The record is from RefSeq and is a predicted model, not a curated record.